Molecule: messenger RNA, 1812 nt
Organism: Seminavis robusta
Lineage: Eukaryota; Bacillariophyta; Bacillariophyceae; Naviculales; Naviculaceae
Source: the annotation of a GenBank genome assembly
AUGAACAAAGAAACCAUAGGAGUUGCUACAGCUUUGGCAGGAGCAACCGCAGGACUUGUCUACUUGUACACUUCAGAAAGCAUGAAGGGAUCCAAGAAAAGUGACGAUUUGCCAGAUAUCUUUCAAGAUGAUACGCUGGGACCACAAGUCAAGAGGGUGAUUGCCAAACACAUGGACAAAUUCACGUCGUCCGAGUCCAUCAUCAAGAUCGUGCGACAGCUGGACUUUUGGUACUCUCAAGGGCUCGAAGAAAAGGAAAUCCUUGACAUUGCAGAGGAUCUCAGCGAAAAGGCGACUGUCCUUUCUUCUGGCUUCCAAUGCCCCAAAUUGAGAUUUGGGAAAACCGAGAUCCAGAUUCCCAUUAUUACAUGUGGAGGCAUGCGAAUUCAACAGACCUGGUGUCCCGACAACUUGCAACUGGCUCCAAGCCGAUCCAGAGUAUUGAAGGGCCCCUGCCAAAAAAAUCUCAUGAAUGCAGUGCGGCUGUGUCUGAAAGUGGGCAUAAACCACUUUGAAACUGCGAGGGUGUAUGGGACUUCCGAGUAUCAAUUUAACGAAGCUCUUGGCAGCUUGAUCAGAAACGGAGAGAUCAAGAGAGAGGACUUUAUCUUGCAAACAAAAGUAGCCCCAAAACCAACUCGCAAAGAGUUUGAGAAGCUCUUUGAACAAUCAUGGGCCAAUCUCAAGGAUUUGGAAUACUUUGAUCUGUUUGCCUUUCAUUGUGUCUCCACGAAGGAACAAACCGAAUGGUUGCUCGCAGAAGGCGAGGAUACCUGCAUGGCGGCAGUCUUGGAAUACCAAAGACAAGGAAAGAUCAAACACAUUGGUUUCUCAACGCAUGGUCCAGCGGAUCACAUUCUGGAACUUAUCAACUCGGAAAAGUUUGCAUUUGUCAACCAUCACUGCCACUACAUGGGUAGCUAUCAUGCCGAAGGAACUCCGGAUGGUGUUGGUGGACACGGCAAUAAACAUGCUGUCAAGAGGGCUCAAGAACUCGACAUGGGUGCCUUUCUAAUCAGCCCCAUUGACAAGGGAGGCCACAUGUACCAACCCAGUAAAACGUUUGCCCGAAUAUUGGGACCCAAGAUGACUCCCAUCGAAUUUGGCAUCCUCUCAGGGUUGGAAUCUGGUCACCAAACCGCGAGCGUUGGUUUCUCGCGUGUGUGUGAUUUGGAAGAUGCCGUUUCAGCGGCUCGAAUGUACACCAAAGAAGGCACGAAAGAGGCGCUAGCAGCAGCCAAGCAACGCAUCGACGCCCAAAUGGAAAGGGAGCUCGGGAAGGAGUGGUACGAGAAAGGAUUGCUCAAUCUACCAACGUGCGAGAACGAAUCGACUAGUGGAACUGCGAUGGGUCACGUUCUCUGGUGUUACAAUCUCAUGAAAGCGUUUGGGAUGUAUGACUUUUGCUACGCUCGAUACAAGAACCUCAAGGGGUGUGCUUGGAACAAGAAGAAAGCCUUUGACGAUAACCGGAAGGCCAUGAUCCCUGGAAACAUGGGAAGGGCUUACCUUCCUGGCAAAGAUUACAAGGAGGCGCUCAAGGACCACGACAACCCAGCUGCGGCACUCGCCAACAUGAAACAGGUUGACGAAUGGAUGAAGAUUGACCCCAAGGAUACCAAGACACGCCGAGAAAAUGGCUUUGACGAAGCAUACGACUUGCGUGUGUGGGAGGAGUACGCUGGUAGUGACCCGGACGUCAAAGGUGUCGUAUUGCAGAAUCUCACCUUUGGCGUGCUGGGAUGCGGAGGCGGGCCCACGAAGCAAUCCGCUGACUUUGCGGCUAGACUGGCGCAGGAAGUAAAGAGUUGA